ACGAGUGUCUGAUUUACCAAGGCUGACUUUAAAAAAUAUUCAGUUAGCAUGCAAGAAUUAGUUUAAGAUAAUGUUGAGUGUCUGUUUUUAUUAUUAUUUAUACAUAAAAUUAUGUUGGCGCUGUCACGGUGUAUAUAGUAAACACUCUUCGGCAUCAGCGAAACUGACUUUGGAUUGUGACUCACAAUAUGGCGGGCCAAAGUGAACUUGGUUCUUUUGUGAAUUUGUCUUUGAAUGAUCUUCCUGAUGAAAUACUAAUGAUAAUAUUUUCAAAUGUGCCUGCCAAAGACCUUGUGCAAUGUUGCUGCUUGGUAAAUAAAUCUUGGUACAAAGUGGUGGAACAGCAAACACUGUGGAGAAUAAAAUGCCAGAAAGAGAGGAAAUAUGUACCAGCAGUGAUGCCGGUGUCAGAUGAUUUUAAGAAGUUGUACUUUUUCAAUCCUUAUGCAAGAAACUUAAUAAAAAAUCCUUGUGCCACAGAGGGGAUGUUGCACUGGAAAGUAACACAAAAAGGAGGAGACCAGUUUGUUGUGGAAGCUACCCCAUCAGGAUCUGUGCCACUUUCGACAAUUGUUGAUGCUUCAUCCAAUGUUAUUGGAUCUAUUAAAAAUUGGGCGACAUCAUAUUCACUGUGUGAAAAAUACCAGCUUGUUGAUCUGCUAGCUGAAGGUUGUACAGAAGUUGUACUGGACACAUGGCAGCCUCCUAUUGAAGUUUCUGAGUGGUAUGCUGGAAGAUUUGAUUGUGGCUGUGUCUAUCAUUUAACUGUUAAACUGCUCUCUGCUACAAAGAAGGUAAUUAAGACAUUUGAAACGGAGGAAAGGGUUGACCAAUGGGCUGGAAAACAGUGGGAACAGGUCAUGCAUACAUUCAAGGACUAUGGCACCGGUGUGCGUUAUGUGCAGUUCACACACUCUGGAAAGGACACGCAGUUCUGGGCAGGUCACUAUGGACCCAAGUUUACACUGUCAUCCGUGCGAUUUAACUUCACAUAACACUCAACUGGGCCACUCAUCAAAAACAAAUACAUUUGCUGCAAUCAUACCCACUAAUGAAGCAUUCGUCAUUAUUGUUUUUUCAACAAGAGAAAAAAUAAGAAAUUAUGAAGGCGAAAAUAAAAAUGACUGGGGCAAUGUUUAGUUGCAGCACAAAACCGGGUUGUGUAUCAAUGAGAAAUUAAUUUAAAAUGUGGAAAAUACAUGUACUUGUAAAAAUCAUUGCAAUAAAACCAUGCAAACAGCCA
Messenger RNA from Gigantopelta aegis, 1243 nucleotides. Its product is annotated as F-box only protein 6-like. Bases 189 to 995 code for a protein of 268 amino acids. The transcript is spliced from 6 exons. The record is from RefSeq and is a predicted model, not a curated record. Gene Ontology annotation, molecular function: ubiquitin protein ligase activity; protein binding. Gene Ontology annotation, biological process: SCF-dependent proteasomal ubiquitin-dependent protein catabolic process; glycoprotein catabolic process. Lineage: Eukaryota; Metazoa; Mollusca; Gastropoda; Neomphalida; Peltospiridae. Gene Ontology annotation, cellular component: cytoplasm; SCF ubiquitin ligase complex.